CCUUGCUUCUCCGAAGUUAUAUUUACGGCAGUGAAAAUAUAUAGCAAAGUUGAAUAAUAUGUGAUAUUUCUUGAGGAGAGAAACAUGCCACUGAGGAAUGGGUAAAAGAACAUAUACACUCUACAAAGUCUCUUAUUUAAUGUGGCAUUUUGUCAGAGAAACCUUCUCGAGUAGGUUUUACCAUGUGUCUUCGACUUUUGGAAAAUUUUAAGAUAUUUCUUUUGGCACUCUGCAUUCACAAUGUCUCAACACUGCGACUGAAAUCAGAGAAACAUUCAGUUGAAGGUAAAGACCACAAUGCGUCGCGUCGUUACAACGUGAAAGAUUUUUACAACAGCUCAUUGGCGACCAGGCGAAGCACAUACCGCAUUAACAUGCCAAUGAAAGUGGCAAAACUUAUACUUCCGCAAAUCACGAAUAAAAACCAAGAGACUAUCAUUAGAAUAUAUCCCGAUAAAUCAGGCAAGGCGCAAAAUCAAAGUGGAAGCAAUUACUUGUUAAGCCUCAGUUAUAAGAAGCUAAAUGACAUGAGUGCUCCGAACAAACUUCAAGCUGGCAGGCGUGCCUGUUAUUAUGGCGAACGCCCUGGAUGCUGCUCGGUGUGUUGUCCCGGAUCGAUGUGUGGUCCAUGCUCGAUGCCAGGAUCAUGCAUCUGCUGUCCUCGCCCAAUUUGUCCACGACCGCCCUGCUGUUGCUGCUGUUGCUGUUCCAGUCCACCGCCGCCACCACCCCCUCCUCCGAAGAAACCUCCACCUCCCCCUUGCCCUAUGGUAUGUGUACCAUGCAACCCUUGUCCUAAACCUCCAUGCCGUCCAAUAUGUAUACCGCGUCCAUGUCACUCACCUUGCCGUAUACCCGCACCGCCAGUACACGCACCAAUCUUUGGACCCUGUUUGUCAGCCCCGCCGGUUAUGGGACCGUGCCAUCCUCCGUGCUUUCCUGAAAGGCGACCCUUAGUUCCCGCUCCGCUCCACCCUGCCCCUCCAAUCAUAUCUAACAGGCCAAUAGUGGUGGAUCAUCCAUUAAAAGGGCCUCCUAUAUUCAUAGAUCAGUGCCGCGAUGUUCUACCGGAAUGCAAACAAUAUGCAAAGAGGGGAAUGUGUAAUCAUGCAUCGCCUUUUCACUCUAUCCAACAAAUACGAAAAAUAUGUCCGUUCUCUUGCGGGAUUUGUAAUGAUUACGACGAGAAUGCAGCACUUCUUCGAAGGCGUACACAUUCUGGAAUCCAUGUGAGGCCUGCAAUGCGUGCGAAACUGAAUAGAGCCUUAGUACAAAUCAUUCGGAAUAAAGACCUCGAGGGAAAUUCAACACUCGAGUCUCAACCUGUCAAAAUUAAUUCUAAAAAAGAACAAGCUGGAGAAAAGAAAAGUCACGAGGCCUUGGAUCAAGCGAUUCAUUCGGAAAAGGACACCGAACAAGACGAAUUGAAUAGCGGAUCGGGCGAACCCUUCAAUAAAUCGAAAUAAUUCACAUAAAAAUAGGUUUAGAGGUGCGGGGAUGAGAAGGCUUGGAUUGCCCGACGAAUAGCUAUUUUGUAGAAUGGCCGUGAUAUCUGCACAUCCACGAAUGGCAACAUAAAGGGAAAGGCGACGAUCAAUUUAGAAUUAUUUAACUCAAAGUGACGAGAAGCUAAGUUUGAUGGACAUACUUUUAUUUCUAAAGAAACGAGCGUAAAAAAGA
This is a messenger RNA of Stylophora pistillata, 1680 nucleotides long. RefSeq lists its product as uncharacterized. The record is from RefSeq and is a predicted model, not a curated record. Lineage: Eukaryota; Metazoa; Cnidaria; Anthozoa; Scleractinia; Pocilloporidae.